GCAGCUGAGAAAACGUUUUCCAUCUAUAUUACGUAAAUUGAGAGACUCAACGAAAACAGAAACCAUUUAUAAAUUACAGAAGGGCACCGAGCACGCUAGGAUCAGCCCUGCAUAUAACAUAAUACAUAAUAGUUUGUACUCCAAUAAAAACAAACUUCAUACACGCGAACAGUUCUCGAUUUGUAAACAGAUUUGGAAAGUAUUUUACGUCGUUUCUGUUGUUUCGAAUGGAUUGCAUAAAUAGGUUAUAGAAAUUAAUAGCGAAAAAAUUGAGACAUAUUUUGUGUGAUCGCAGACAGGUCGUCGCAUUGAACGCGCUCCAACGUCCUGUCAAUUCCGUGUAAUCAAAAAACAGCUGACUAAAGUUAUUCGAGCGUGAAUAAUAAUGCAUAUUUUGAGAAUGGUGAAUUACGUGCGAUGUUUGAAUUACUGAAAAACGAGUCUUCAUUUUCCUAUAUACUUUUUUUGCACAUCUACCGAUGCAUGUUUAAAGAAUCCCAAGCAGAUACAAAUCGAUGUUCGUACCGCGAAGAGCAUUGUAAGGAGGAGCCGGAUUAAAUGUCCACGCUGAUCGUUUAAAUUGAGCAUACAUCUAUAUAAUAAAAUGUUAACGCUAGAAGACAUGGAAUGCAAAGACUUUUCAAAAGAUGCAAUGGAGGAUGAAGAAUCUAAUAAGAAAAGAAGCGACGAAGAAAGUUAUGAAAAGGACAAAUAUCCGAUAACGAGCGAACGAAUAUUAAGGACACCUAUGCUGUCUGCAGAGGAUGAUGAUAACGAUGAUAUAGAAACUCAGGAAGACCUAUUGUCUAUUGAAAAUGACUCUGAAAUUAGUAGCGAUGCUACUCUCAGCGAUUGGGAGGAUCUGAAAACUGAAUCAUCUCUUUCUUAUGUUACUUCCGUACCUGAUAAUAAAGAAUUUAUAAUAAUAACAGAAUUGGAAGCACAGAACGAAUUAAUGACAAACAAAUUAUCAAACGAAUGUUCCUUAUCUAAUAAAAAAUCUAAGUCUUUGCGUCGUUCCAAACGACAUAACAAAGUACUAUUGUUAAGGAAACUCAUAUGCAAGCACGAGCCGAUAGUUGAAAUAAAAGAAGACGAACACUCAAUUAUUUCUACCGACGAACAUAUGCCGAUUCUGAAAGAAAUAGAUUAUGAGGAAUCCUCUAUGGAUGAAGAGAAUAAUGCGGAUUCUGCAGAUAACGUUAGUUGGUUACAAAGCUUUAGAUCUCUGCCGUUAUUUUAUACAGAAGAGGGUAAGCCUUACCUAAAAUGUUCAGCAUGUGGUGCAAUGUUUUUUACUUCAAACUCAUUCCAAAAACAUUUAUACUCUCAUAUGUACCAAAACGAGGAUUAUUUUGUGUGCUCCUUUUGUAAUUACACAAACACCGAACCUGGAAUGUUAUUCACUCACUUAUCAAAACAUCAAAAUCAAUGUGAAUUUUGUAAUGAAAAUUUAUUGCUGAAAAAUAAUUUUGAAAAACAUUGGAAUACACGAGCAUCGAACCUUAGUAUGAAAAGAGAUCAUCAAGGGAGAUUUAUAUGUUCUCUCUGCAAAUUAGUGUUCGAUUUAUUACCACAAAUGGAAAAGCAUUGGUUUAAACAUGCUUGUACUGGAGAAAGAACUUAUCAAUGUAAAGAAUGUAGCGGAUUAUACGAAAGCAUAGAAACGCUUAAUAAUCAUAAAUGCAUGAAGUGUCCUGUUUGUGGUAAAGUUUAUGAUAGUCUACAUAGAUUAAAAACGCACACAGUGUGGGCAAAGCACAAUUUAAGAUGUCCAAUUUGUUCUUACGAUUUCAUUCUUGCCAUUGAUCAUGAGAAACAUGUAGCGUUACAUAGGCAAACGUACACUUCUGUACCAGAUCAUCAACACUGCUUGCAGGCGGCAGACGGAAAGACAUUCCAGUGCAAUCUUUGCGACAAAAUAUUUUAUGCCUUACCUUCUCUCGUGUCGCAUGUUCAAAGAGAUCAUGACAUUAAAAAUGUUAAGAUAAACAAUGAAGAAGAAGAGGGAAACUCUAUCGGUACCGUAAUACUUGGAGUUUGAGAAGUACGCUAGUGAAAACGAUAACGUAGAUCUAUCGAAAGAUAAAAUCGAAUUCCAAAAUACGUUAUGAAUCUAAGAUAAUAUUCCAGAAAAUAAUUCCAGCUAAAGUAGAAAAGCUAAAUACAGAAUGAAAUGUAAAAGAUCUGAAACUGAUGGUUAAAAAUUACUCGUAAUAAUGAAAUCUGCUGUUGCUGACAGUCUCUUUGUAGUAUAUAUUAAGUACAAUUAAACAUGACUGGCGACACACAACAUAAAUUAUUGGUACGAAUAUGUAUUAAAACAUUAUCUGAUCAAAAAGUUCUUAAAUAAACUGUAUUGCAGUUUGACCUCACCUGAAGAAAGGAUGAACAUGUACAGGUAUAUUUUUUUAGCGAUUAUAUAAGAUACAGAAUAUCGUCAUUCAUCCGGUUACUCGUAUUGUCACGAAGUCGAUAAUAUCACUUUAAGAAUAUAAUUAAGAAUCUCAUACAAUCACUCUACUUAUAGAACUUUUUGGAUCAGAUAACAAGACGAUAACUUUUUUUAGCGAUUCGUCGAAGUAAUGUAACCAUACAUUCUCUGUGUUUUAUAUUAGGGGAAAAUGUAAUGUUAAGUUAACGUAACAUUUGUAUUUAAUUGUAUCAUGUCUGCCCCGCUGUAUUGAAAAAGCAAUACAGAAAGCUAUCAGUCCUGCUGUAGCGCCAUCUAAUUUAUUAUGGUAUUAUUUUUUAUUAUAUGAGAUCGAAACAUUUACGCCUUUGUGUAGAUAAAUUUUUAAAGUAUAGUUAUAAUAUCCGUGUAAGCGCAAAGUUUUCUUAAAUCACCGCAUAGAAGUUUAGGGGUAAACAUGAUAUGAUACAACUGUAAUGGCUGGGAAAUAUCUGGAACUCGCUGCUUGUCUUAUUUUUAUGUGUACUAUUAGAAUUCGAUAGAUAUAUUGGUAAAUCUUACGGCGCAUAAUUGUUUGUAAGUCUGAUUUCGUAGGCCCGUGUAAACCACGUAAUAGCUUACAUAAAGAAUUAGAUCUCUGAACUAUCCUCUUUGAAAAAUAAAUAUUCAUGAAUAAUAACAUUUCAUUUGUA
Molecule: messenger RNA, 3105 nt
Organism: Hylaeus anthracinus
Lineage: Eukaryota; Metazoa; Arthropoda; Insecta; Hymenoptera; Colletidae
Product: zinc finger protein Xfin-like
Exons: 2
Coding region: 605-2044 (479 amino acids)
Biological process (GO): regulation of transcription by RNA polymerase II
Cellular component (GO): nucleus
Molecular function (GO): DNA-binding transcription factor activity, RNA polymerase II-specific; RNA polymerase II transcription regulatory region sequence-specific DNA binding
Source: RefSeq, a predicted model, not a curated record